AUGAGUGUUGCAGUGAAAGAAAGUCGAUUUUCAUUUAAAACAAGGAAUAAACUGCUGCUCAUCUCCUUCGAUGGCUUCCGCUGGGAUUAUGACAGAGAUGUUGAAACCCCUAACCUGGAUAAGAUGGCCCAGGAUGGGGUGAAGGCACUGUAUGCCACUCCAGCCUUCCUCACCAUUACCAGCCCUUCUCACUUUACAAUGCUGACAGGACGCUACAUUGAAAACCACGGAGUAAUCCACAACAUGUGGUUCAACACGGCCACUCAGGAGAAGAAGCAAUACUACAUGACCCAGUUUGUUAGUUCCUACUGGGACAAUGGCAGCUUACCCAUCUGGAUAACAGCUCAGAGACAGGGCCUCAAAGCAGGCUCUCUGCAUUUCCCUGGCACAGCAGCCACCUACAGAGGAGAGAAUGUCACGGUGAAGCAAGUGGAACCUCAUUUCUAUGAUCAUUCCAAUGAGACAGAUUGGAGGCUAAACAUCAACAAGGUGAUUGGUGAGUGGUUCCACCAACAAGACCUGGACUUUGUCUCCUUGUACUUUGGAGAACCAGACCUGGUUGGGCACAAAUAUGGGCCGGAUUCCCCAGAACGCCAGGAAAUGGUUCGGCAAGUGGAUCGAACUGUAGGCUACAUCCGGAACAAGAUCCAAGACCAUGGCCUUACUGACCGGCUCAACAUUAUUAUUACUGCUGACCACGGGAUGACUACAGUUCUACGAGGAGGACUAGUGGAAGAGAUCAUCCUCUCUAAGAUCCCUGGCUUCAGCUUCACAGAUAUCCAGUUCCAACUGUUGGACUAUGGGCCGCUUGGAAUGCUGCUACCUAAAGAGGGGAUGCUGGAGAAGGUCUAUCAGGCUCUGAAAGGAAGUCACCCUCAUCUUCAUGUAUAUAAAAAAGAAGAAAUGCCAACAAGGCUGCACUAUAGUAAACAUCCAAGACUCCUGCCCAUCAUCCUCAUCACUGAUCCUGGAUACAUUGUCAAUGGGUUGUUACCUCUGAACUUCAACAACGGAGAGCAUGGCUAUGAUAAUGAAGUCAUGGACAUGAAAGCUUUCUUUAGGGCGGUGGGGCCUGACUUUCAGAGUAACCUGACGGUAGAUCCCUUUGAUCUUGUUGACUUGUACCCACUGAUGUGCCACCUACUGGGGAUAAAUCCAGAGAUCCAUGAUGGACACUUGGACAAGUCCAAAGACAUGUUGGUCCCCCAAACAACCAUAGGAGGAGACAAUAAUGAUCCAGGAAAGAAUAUUCACAUAGAGGUGCCGAUUGGUCUUUCAGCAGCGAUGGGAUUUCUGGUCCUUGUGUUCAUCAUUAUUACGGCUUACCACAUGCGCAAAAGGACCAAAGCAUAA
Messenger RNA from Stegastes partitus (bicolor damselfish), 1353 nucleotides. Its product is annotated as ectonucleotide pyrophosphatase/phosphodiesterase family member 7-like. NCBI's taxonomy places the organism in Eukaryota, Metazoa, Chordata, Actinopteri, Pomacentridae. The transcript has 6 exons. The record is from RefSeq and is a predicted model, not a curated record. The coding region runs from base 1 to 1353 and encodes 450 amino acids.